Porites evermanni is the source of this 1038-nucleotide messenger RNA. The record is from the annotation of a GenBank genome assembly. NCBI's taxonomy places the organism in Eukaryota, Metazoa, Cnidaria, Anthozoa, Scleractinia, Poritidae.
AUGGAUGGGAGAUUGGGAAGUCAUUCUAAACUUUGUUUUCUUUGCUAUUACAGAUUAAAGCCGCAAGAGACAUGUUUUAUAUGUAGAAGUGGCAGUAGAAUUAUCUUCGAGGACGAUCACAGAGAUGUGUCUUCAGAAAUUCACUGGCUUCUUCCGGAUAACAUAUGGCUUCAUAUAUUUUCGUAUUUGUCAUUGCGGGAAAGAUUUCAAGCAUCAUACACUUGCAGGCGUUGGAACAAUCUUUGCAAAGAUUCAUUAUUUUGGCGCGAAGUUGACUUCUCAUUCUGCAGCUCUCAAAGAGUAACAGAUGAUACGGUUAGAGCGGUUACGUCAUACGCUAUAGGAAUACAAAGCAUUGAUUUUUCAGGCGACCAAUGCGAGUCAAUCACUGACAAGACAAUAGGUCACGUGGCGCGUUAUUGUCAGCGCUUGCAGAAAUUGAACAUAUCCGGAAGAGAAAGAGUUACAAAUCGCGGGCUCAAUCUUAUUGCCAGGAACUGCACUCUUCUGGAAGAGCUGAACGUCGAGAACUGCGAAGAAAUUAGCGACAAAGGAAUUAAAUCAAUCGCCAAGAAUUGUCGUCGACUUAAGGUCCUUUCACUUGCGUCUUGUAGCAAAAUCAGUGAUAAAGGCGUAAGGUUCAUCGCUAAGAAGUGCAAAAAUCUACAAAGCUUGAACAUCGCAGGCUGCGGUGGAGUUUCCGAUGCGAGUCUCAUGACUAUUGGUAAACAUUGCCAUUCAUUACGAAAUAUCAACCUCAAAGACAUCACUGGCAUCAGCUUUUAUGGUAUAGAAAGCCUGGUCAGCAGUAACCCUGGAAUGACGCAUGUGCGUUUAGGGAUCGUGGGGGACGCACAGAACACGAUGAUCGCUUUACAGAUUAUUGUUAAACACUGCCAAAAACUGCAAUUUCUAAGCUUUCAACAUUUCCACAAGACUGGCGUUGUUGCAGGAGGAGUACAGAAGAUGAAUAAGAAAAGGCUUGGUGCUUUCAUCAAUAGCCUAAAUGCAUGUGUUUUUUCAAAUGAGAACAGAUAA